CCAUUUAAGAGCAAGGCCACUGUGGGAAAACAAACUCUUCAGUGAUUUGUUUGUGGAAUUAAGUAAGGAAUUAGAUCAGAAAUGCCUCUUGAAGCCAGCACAUAAUCACAGCUUAGUUACUGAAAUCAAAGCCUUUCCUUGGGAAAAUGGAUUUGUUAUGUAUUUACAGCAAUGUUAUUUUGCGUCACCAAAAUGUUUUGUCUGCCUGUGAUUAAUGUUACAAAUAUUUUUUUUUUUUACUUAUCAUAUGGCAGAAAAAUGUGAUAUACGCAUCACUGGGUAUCCUGGUUCUCACCAAGCUACCAAGAACCCAUCACUUUUAAUAAUCUGGUAUAAGUAAUAGAAAAUUUGUGAGGAUGUUCACAGUAAUUUCAUUAUGCUUGCAUAAUGACAAUAAAGGCCUCGAACUUGAUGCCAAGUUGGUGUUGGCACAAAUAUGUAGGUGCACAGGAAGAAGAGAACAGUAACAAUUUCUUUAUAUAAGAGGGUCAUAGAAGUAAAUUACACUGUAAAUCAGAAGAAAGUGUGGGGAAAAUUGUAUUGAGGAUUCUUGAGGAACUAAUAAACUAAGUAUAGGGGCAUAAUUUAUUUAAAAUUAUAUAAUAACUAUGAAGCAAUGUUUUUCUCCUUGUAUUAACUUGAAGAUCUAUGUUGCUCAGCCUUAGUUGGGAGUCUGUGGAUGAAGCCGAAUGAGCAUGAUUAACAGGUUUUCCAGUAGGAAAAUUAGCUGUGGAGUUCAUUUCUGCAGUGAAUUAUUGUGGAGACUUUUCUGUCCCUCAGUGGUGAUAAAACACAAUUGAGAGCUUACUGCCUCGCUUCUUUUCCAUUCUUCCCCACUCAAUUGUAGCUUAGUAUUAUUAGUAAGUGAAUAUGCUGUUAUUUAGCCCAAUAGCCCUGUUCUCUGUCCCUCUUACAUGCAAGUUUUUUUAUUCUCCCUCCAUUGUAUUCCAAGUAUUUUAUAGAUACUUAAACCCACAUGCACAAAAGCUCCACUGUAAUUUGUUGGCUAUAACAUAAAGCUUUAAACUGCUUUUUAUAGGCUGCUUUCACACCUCAUCUGUUUGUGUUCUGUUUACAGCAACUCUGCUGUGUUUGUCAGUUUAGCUCGAUUUGUUUAGGUUGGUGCGAAAGUAUUACGUGUUGUGUGCAGGUUGUUUUAUGACAGAAUAAAACCAAACCAAAGUCCUACAAUCAAACUCUGGUGUGGGGUAAACAACCAAGGCCGCCUGAGAAGGGGGGGGGAUGCCGUUCAUGGUGUAGCAAUAGAGUGUGCAAGUAAAACCGGAACUUAUUACAGCAUGUGAUUUUUUAGCAGCAAUAAUAUAUCAGUCGGGUAGGUCCGUGUGGUGCUGAUUAUGCAGGAGGCACCGAAUGGGUUACCUGUUGGUCCAUGUGACUUCAUGUUUACGCCUCUGGGUUUAUGUGCACAGUCAGUGUGAAUACAAAUGGGACCAAAAAUAAAAGGCAACAGUUUAUAAUUUUGAACUACAGCGUGAAUGCCAACUUAAUCUUCUCAUAUUGCGUGGUACCUUUUUAAGACAAUGUUAUGAUUUGUUGUAGAGUUACCAAAUUUUGAUCCUGCAACACAAACCUCUGCCGUGAUCAAAUACUGCUUCGUGACUGCAGCUGCAAACUCAUGUGUUUUCACUCUGUUCUAAAUGAGCAAUUAUAAAUUCGUAAGAUAGUGAAAACAAAUGGCCAGUGGGAAGCAGGUGGAUGUAAUAAUGUAGUGAGCGUGAUAAUCAUCAAGCUGAAAUGGCAAUUAAUAACAGUCAGUGCAAUGAAAUAGUUGCAGUGCUAAAAGGAUGUUCAAGUUUAAACUGUAGAUCAUCAAUGAAAGUGAUGAUCUGAAUAUAAUUUAAUAUAUAUUCUAUGUGAGUGGAACACAUCUUGAAUUAAUACAAACUACCUGGUGGUUUAAGACGAGAGCUGAUGAGAAACAGCAUUGUUCUUGACUGGUGUGGGAAUUUGAGAGCCCACAGCAGACUUUGAUGCUGGAGAGAGGUUUUGCUUGUGGGAUAAAUCAGGUGUACGAGGCAUUCAUAAAAUCUGUUGUUAUGUUUAUGUGGCUAACACGCUUAUGAAAUGUGAACUCAAAGGAAUUCUGACAGUGUGACAUACGGAAAGAUGUUUUUCCACAUUCCUACUGCUCCAACUAACUCCCCCAUAUUUUUUAUGGCCUUGUUGUUCACCGUUAUUCAAUCUCAGCGGUGAGCUGUCAUAACAUAUUGCGUCUGACUGUACUAGUCCCAUUUACUUUAUCAGCUCCAUGUUUCCCCCUGUCCCCAUGCUGUUUGACUUGCAUACUUCUUGAUCCCACAAGUGAACAUUAUUAAUCCAGAGCACAGCGGUCCCGUCCUCCCCAGCAUGCAUUGUCCUGUUCAGACACAUCACAGGAACAGCCGGAGGACCGAGCGCAUCCCGUGUCUCUGCAGCUUCACCUUGACAUCAGACCCUUUGCUGGAAAUGACGCCCGCUCUUUAGCGCUGACAUAUUGUCAAACCAGCCUUCCUGGAUCCACUUAGACACACGGAACUCACCACAAUUAGUGUAAUUCCCUUUUAUCUUAUUUCCUGUUAGUGCUUUUGUAGUCAUGAAUGGCAUCUAACCACCACUGUAAGCCACGAAUAAGCAUGUUUUUUGGAUGAGCCACAGCAUUUUAGCUCUUCUUGGUCCCCUCUUUGAAUUUUUACGUCAGUCAUAUGUUUUAUUUUAAUGUUUGCUCAUCGCAUUUUUUUCACACCCGUUGGAAUUCAUGGGUAUUUAACACAACAGCUGAUGAUGAAAUUGUCAUCAGCUGCUAUAAAUCAAUGGUGUGUAAUGGAAAAUACCAAUGAAAUCAAUAAUGACUACAAAUAUUAACGCCAACUCACAACUAAUCAUUAAAAAAUGUUUGAAGAUAAGCUUCCAUGUCCUUGAGGAGCCAGUGUGUUCGUUCCUGUCAUUGUUAUUUAGUGUUACAAAUUUUAUAGAGGGUGGAAAAAAACUCUUACUCAAAAUUCCCAACAGCUUGUUUUUAUUGACUCUGUAUUUUUUACCAGUAAAUGAUUUGGUCCCCUGCUGAGUGAAUUUCCAAACCAAAACUUAUUGAUUAUUACAAGAUAAUCACAAAGAAAUCAAAAGUUCCCCGGGGUUUGGUGUUUUAGUAUGGUGAGUCCUCUGUGAGUAGAACGAAGUGACCCAGCGAGGGUUAACAUAAGCAGCACUGUGUUCCCUCCUCCUGACGUUGACUGAGCACUCACACACACUUACACACUCUCUCUCACACACACACACACACACACACACACACACACACUUUCUCCGCUGAGGCCAGCAAAGAGCCAGAGAGGAGGGACCGUGUGCAGCUCUGAGAGCCAGCUGUCGUUCGCUCAGAGCUGGGUCUUUUCUCUCCCUCACUCCCCCGUUCUCCACUGGCCUCAUCACUCCAUGGGACUCCAGACCUGGCCGCCAAGCAAACCACCACUGUCCUCCAUGGCCUGCCUUGAUGUGGAGACCCCUUCCAUCUGCAGGGGUAAAUUCAAAUCAGUCCUCCAGCUCUGUCUGCAGCAGAGGAGAACUCGGGAGCAGCUUGUGGAGCAAGGCAUCAUGCCACCUCUGAAAACACCGGCGGCCUUUCAUGAGCAGAUUCGCAGCCUGGAGAGAGCUAAGACCGGAAACUUCUUAAAGCACAAACUCUGCAGCAGACCCGAGCGAUCUGAGCUGGUCCGUAUGCACAUCCUACAAGAGACCCAGGCUGAGCCCUCCCUGCAGGCCACACAGAUGAAGCUGAAGAGGGCCAGACUGGCUGAUGAUCUCAAUGAGAAGAUUGCACAGCGUCCUGGACCCAUGGAGCUGGUGGAGAAGAACAUCCUGCCUGUGGACUCUGCUGGCGAAGAGGACACCAAUGGUGAUAAGGUAAACUACUCUAAGACACCAGAUGUUUACAGCUUUGAUGAGGACAGCAGUGAUGCCUUAUCACCAGAACAGCCUUCCAGCCAGGAAACUCCCAGCUCCACCUCGGCCUCUCUAAGAGAGUCUGGAGGGACUGAGGCCACUUCAUCCUCCUCUCAAUUAAACUCUCCCAAACAGCAAUCCCCGCCACCCAACUCACAGUCCACACCAGAUGUAGUCAACCUCGUCUCUACCAACGAGCAACAAAGCAAUCCACGAGCAUCUACACCUCAGCCAAUCACCACUGUUGUCCCCAGUAUCACACCAGGGCCAGUUCUUGUGAAGCAAAGCCUGCCCAAGAUACCUGGCGAUAAAAGCCGCAGCAAAAAGAGCAAAGAGCCCAAACCAUGGGUGAAAAAGCUGAAGUACCAUCAGUACAUUCCUCCGGACCAGAAGCAGGAGCUCAACGAAGUGCCGAUGGACUCUGCUUAUGCCCGCCUCCUGCAGCAGCAGCAGCAGUUUCUGCAGCUGCAGAUCUUAAGCCAGCAACAGCAGCAGUACAACUACCAGGCUGUGCUGCCUGCCACAGUAAAACCAGCAACUGAGGUACAAACCAGCUGUUCCAGUGUUCUGAGUGGAAACGCUGCGUCUGCCCCUGCGCAGCACCGCCACACUCGACCAAACCGCAGGCCGGAUCAUUUACCAGCUAAUCUGGAUGAGAUGAAGGUGGCUGAGCUGAAAAUGGAACUAAAACGCAGAUCUCUGCCUGUUUCUGGGACUAAGACAGACCUGAUAGAGAGGCUAAAGUUGUAUCAGGAGACCUCUGCUGCUACCGUGGAAACAACAGCCGUCACAACAGCCUCACAGUCUGAAAGCAUAAGGCUAACCCCACCUGUGUCCCCUAUAGCCUCUAAGGUGUCCAGUCUGGGCAUAGAGGACAGUAGUAUGGCAGACAGUCCGGCAAAUCUUUCAGAUGCUCUGUCUCCAACUUACGCUGCUCCCUGUGUGAGCUCCCCUCAGAGAGCUCCACAGGAGGAGUUUCCCACAGAGACAAGGUCCUAUGAGAAGGACUGUGCCAAGGACAAACGUCUGCAUGAGAAGGACUCUGAAAAGGACAAACGUCUGCAUGAGAAGGAGCGUCAAAUCGAGGAGCUGAUGAGGAAGCUGGAGCAGGAGCAGAGGCUGGUGGAGGAACUGAAGAUGCAGCUGGAGGUGGAGAAGAGGAGUCAGCAAGGAGAUUCUCCACCUCAGCUCAGCCCUCUUGCUCCCAUCCAGGUCAAAGAGGAAAAUAGGUCCCCCUUAAACUGCUCCAUGUCCUGCAGCUCUCCUGGUCUGCCAGUGUUAGUCAAACAGGAGGAGGCUGCAGAUCAGAGCCACUUAGCUGCUCCAAAUCAAUUCAUCAUCAGCCAUCAGACCAUCAAGCAGCCUGAAGCCCUGCAGUCUGUCCAAGCUGGAGCACAGAUCCUCCUGCCUGCAUCCCUUCCUGCCUCAGCAGUCACUAUCCAGCUCCCAGCCAACGGCAUCAAAUUACAUCCUACUGUCAGCAGCGCAGCCGCAGGCCUCAUCCAGACCUCUGGACAGGUGCCACAGAAAAUAGAGGCCUCAGCAGCAUUACAACAGCAAUGCAGCACUCACACUCAGUCACUGACAAAGACGUGGAGGAUGGAUACCACAGCACAAAGCUUACUCAACACAUUCCCAGCAAGUGGAUGUCCUGCAGGAGCCGCUGCUAACCAGCCCGUCCCUAAAGGCCCGAGGAAUAAGUCUCCCGGUCCCAGCCAGCCACCGUUGAUCUUUCAGCAGCCAACAUUCACAAACCAUGUGUCAAAGUGUAAAGACCCACCCCGCUAUGAGGAUGCAGUUAAACAGACACGCAGCAUGCUAACAGCUGCUCAGGGUCCCACUGCAGCCAGCCAGCAGAUGGAUGACCUGUUUGACGUGUUGAUUGAGAGCGGUGAGAUCUCCCCCUUCAUCAGACAGGAUCCUCCCAGCCUGGACAAGCCUCUCCCUGUGACCGCCAGCGUUACCACCCUUCCUAUCAACAUGGUUUUAUCACGCCCUCCUCCCAUGGUUCAAGUGGCCCAGCUGCCUUCUUCACCCCUUAAACCCUCAACCACCUUGGCAGCACUGACUUCUGACACCCAGCUUGACACCCUCUUGGACUGCACACUAGGUGCUGACACAGAGCCACAAACACUGAAGCUGAUAGAGGAGUUACACUCACCCAUAGACGCCAUGGAUGUGGACUUUAAUGAAAACACACCGCCCUCUGCUUUGACCUUGCAUAACACCAACAUUGACAAUAUGGACUGGCUGGACCUUACCCUGUCUGUGCCAGCAGAGGGGGUCAACCCUUUGGACAUGUCAACACCAGUGGGUGUCUUCUCCUCUGACUUCCUGGACCCUCAUGAACUGUGUUGAUGGAAUUGAGGUAAUUUACAUCAAUCAACGCAUAACUGGUGUGUUAUCAAUAUAAGGCAUAUUAAUCAAUAUAUUACUUGUAUGUAAUCCAUUUACUGCGUAUUAUUUGUAAUCAAACAGUACAUUUACUCAUGUAACUGUGCAAAGAAGAGCAGGAAAAAUGUCACUUGGACUAGUGGAUGCCAGAAUGAGUGUGCAUCAGGAACUGCCAAUUUUUGGGAAAAGGUAGAGGGUGUAGAGUCAGACACACCACCUAAUGCUAACUCAACUGGAGGAGAAGCCUUCUGUGGUGUGCAGAUGGGACACAAACCCUCUAAUGGCUGAAGCAGCACACUAGCCAUGGUCAUAUCUAUGCGAGCGUCCCAUGUGUGUUUAUUGCCCAAUCAGUCACAUCCCAUCUCACUAGGAGGAGUGCAGGGUAGGAGAGGAAGGGGGUCACGGAGGUUUAAAAGUGCAGUCCGGGAAAAUAUCUCAGCUCUGCAAUCUGGAUCCAGACCAUUAAUAUGUCAGAUUUGUACUUUGUACUCUCUGUUACCCGAAAAAUACAUGAUUGUGUGAUAAAGAUAAAGUCAAGUUCAUCUGAGUUUGGCUCCGAUGAAUCUAUCAAUGGAUGUUUUGAAACAUUGUUGAAGACGGACAAAAUCCAGAACAACUGCACUUGAACUGGGACUGGGUUCUGUUAAGUUGGAUUCUGUACACCUACAGGCCAUUUCAGAUAAACAUCAUUUUUAAUUAUUUAAGGGAGAGAUUAAUUUGUUUCCCUGGGAGAAUAAGAGCUGUUCGGAGGUGUGGGUAGCUCUGCUCUGCUUUUUGACAAGAUGAAUCAGUCCUUUGAGGUCUGUAAACCCUCUGGUUAUCUGUGGAGACUGACUAAACUUGGACUGCUAAUGGCUGUUUUAGAUUUCAAUCUUAAGUUAUGCCGCUCGUUUGUUAUCAAUCUCUUCUCACGUUUGCCCUCUUUGCCCUCCGAUUUUUAUGAAUGUACAUUGUUGUGUUGACUGUGGUAAUAGCAGAAAUUACAACUAUGAGAACAGACUGUAAACACACAAGCACUAAAUGUCAAGCAUGUCUGACAGAAGUUCUUGCAGAUCAGACGAAUCUUGUUUUACUAUCAUGAGUCAUGGGAAAACUACAAAAAUGAGUGUGCAUCUGUACACUGUGUGUAAUCUUGUAAGACCAGUUGUCCUAUAAGCUUAAAAAAAGGAGAAUCUUCACUUAUAGUUACAGUCUUGCUCUGUUAAGACUCUGUCCAAAUAAAUAAUAAUAAACUGUCAUAGGAAC
Messenger RNA from Seriola aureovittata, 7575 nucleotides. RefSeq names its product myocardin related transcription factor Bb (gene mrtfbb). Gene Ontology annotation, biological process: smooth muscle cell differentiation. The transcript has 14 exons. Bases 3430 to 6294 code for a protein of 954 amino acids. The record is from RefSeq and is a predicted model, not a curated record. NCBI's taxonomy places the organism in Eukaryota, Metazoa, Chordata, Actinopteri, Carangiformes, Carangidae.